Molecule: messenger RNA, 3144 nt
Organism: Venturia canescens
Lineage: Eukaryota; Metazoa; Arthropoda; Insecta; Hymenoptera; Ichneumonidae
Gene: KLHL18
Product: Kelch like family member 18
Exons: 9
Coding region: 247-2295 (682 amino acids)
Molecular function (GO): protein binding
Source: RefSeq, a predicted model, not a curated record
UAGACACAAAGAAAAACGUACAGUUCAAAAAGGAGUUCGUUGGCUUUCCAUGAUUCAUUUGUCCGCCGACGAGAUUCGCGAAUCGUGUACACGAGCAUCAACUGAACAACUGUAUACUUAUAUUUCUGAGGAAUUCACUCAUGUGCACAUGUGCGUGUGCACGUGCACACAUAUAUACACAAUCGGAAAAAUAAAUUGAGAUUCUCAAGACUGGGAAAAAAGGUUUGGCUGUGAAAAUUUAUCGAGAUGGGAUCCAUGUAUGACGAAAUUUCACAAAUGUGCGUGCAAAAAAGGGGGGAAAGGGAUAUGGCAUCCAGAAAUUUGCACAGACGGCCGUUGGAUCGCACGAGACCAACAGCAGCAGGCCUCGUCUUGAAUGAACGAUCGCAGGAUCCCGCCUCGCGAUGUGUGACGGCAACACGGCAACGCGGCGGUGUUGAGAACGCAGCUCGCUUACGCUCACUUCGUUACAGACUUUCCGGUGGUGCUGUUAUGACGGACGGGGAACAACGACCAAACAAAACACCCUGUCUUUCUCCGGCAGGCGUCAUCAAAUCUUUCAACAUCGAAGAAGAAAAUGAUAAACAAUUCGUUUUCCAACAGGAUGAUCUCUUCUCCCAAGGAUUUCCUCUUUUUGAGGAAAUACGAAGGCAGGGCAAACUUUGCGACGUCACUCUCAAGGUGGAUGAUCAAAUUUUUAGUGCUCAUAGAAUAGUUUUGGCGGCUACCAUUCCAUAUUUCCAUGCUAUGUUUCUUAACAACAUGGUGGAGAGCAAGCAGAAGGACAUAACAUUGCGAGACUUUGAUGCAGGAACGCUAGAAGCGCUGAUAAAUUUUGCUUACAGUGGCAAAGUGACGUUGAACAAUGACAAUGUACAGAGCAUGAUGGUAGGAGCGUCAUUUCUUCAGUUACACAAAGUGCGUGACGCAUGCGCUGAUUUUCUGAAAAAACGCUUCAAUCCUCACAACGCCCUGGGAAUAAGUCAUUUUGCUGACACAUUGAACUGUACGGCUCUCGUGACCGAAGCAACCAAUUACAUUCACCAAUAUUUUCAUCAAGUUGCUCAGUCUGACGAAUUUUUAAAUUUAACUUUUGUGAACCUCAAAGAACUCGUAUCUCGUGACGAAUUGUACGUCGUUUCGGAGCUCCAAGUUUUCGAAGCAAUUAUCAAAUGGAUUAAUCACGAUGUCGAACAACGAGUCGAUCAUUUGGCAGCUUUAUUGGCACAUGUCAGAUUGCCUCUACUUAGUCCUGAAAUCCUUGCUGAUCGUGUCGCCAAAGAGAAUUUCGUCAAAAGCUCCCAUGCUUGCAGAGAUUUAUUGGAUGAGGCCAAAGACUAUCAUCUCAUGCCUGACAGGCGCCAUUUAUUAGCAUCCUUCAAAGUUCGUCCUCGCUGCUGUUACAAAAUAAUGGGCCAUAUUUUUGCCUUUGGUGGACUCUCAAAAUUUGGUAGUUCCCGCAGCACCGUCGAAGUUUACGAUCCUUUCACCGGAAAAUGGCAAACAUCCGAGGCCAUGACGAUGGACCGAAGUCGAGUUGGAGUAGCAGUACAUAGAAAUAAAUUAUACGCUUUUGGUGGUUACAAUGGCCACGAAAGAUUAUCUACCGUCGAAGUUUACAAUCCCUGUUUAAAAACGUGGAAAUUAAUAGCACCGAUGCACUGCAAAAGAAGUGCGUCUGGAACGACAGCUCUCAAUGAUUUCAUUUACGUAUGCGGGGGUUACGAUGGUGAAACGUCGCUAAACACUGCGGAAAGGUAUUGUCCUGAUACGGACAAAUGGCAAAUGAUACGACCUAUGAACAAGCAUCGCUCCGCUGGCGGAGUCGUUGCUUUUGAAGGAUACAUUUAUGCCCUCGGUGGACACGAUGGACUAUCAAUAUUCAACUCGGUGGAACGAUACGACCCGCAAACCGGAGUUUGGUCGCACGUCAAACCAAUGCUGACUCGAAGAUGCAGAUUGGGAGUCGCUACCUUGUUCGGAAAGUUAUACGCUUGCGGAGGUUACGAUGGCUCAACGUUUUUACAAACGGUCGAAGUUUAUGAUCCAAAAACUGAUACCUGGGAAUACGUGGCACCAAUGAACAUGAUGCGAAGUCGGGCCGCCCUCGUUGCGAAUAUGGGAAAGCUUUGGGUGAUCGGUGGUUACGACGGUGUAUCAAAUUUAUCGGCUGUCGAAGUUUACGACCCGGUCACCGACACUUGGACUUACGGUGCUCCGAUGUGUUCCCACGAGGGUGGGGUCGGUGUCGGGGUUAUUCCAAAUCCCUUCGGUGAACUUCACCUGUCCAUUUAAUUCGUGACUAUUACCAUUUUAUUUGUUUGUUUUUUUAUUUUCAUUUUUCAUUUUUUUAUUGCCUCUUGCAACUUCGAGAAACUUUAUCGAAAAGAAAAACUUUGUGAUUUUCCGUUGCAUUUAGGGAAAAGAGAAUUUCCCCGGAACAAUUAAGUCGACUGCGAUGAAUUUCUAGGAUAUUGAAAUUUGGAUUGUUGGAGAGUUGCGGAAAUGCUGUUUCCUCAAUUUAGACUUAAACGCCCACCUUUGUUCUUUACCGAUGUACUCUUUUUAGGCUCUAAAAAAACUUAGGAAUUUUCGUAGCGCCCGAAAUGACAUUUUAAUGGUCAACGUUGUUACACGUUUCGCUGCAUUUCAACAGUGCAACUUUCAAUAUCGUUUGUGAAGUUAAUUAGACAAUCCAAACAUAAACGUAGUUAAGGUAGUUUUAAUCUCUGUCGCCAUUCGAUGAAACGUAAUUUUAGUGCCUCUCGAUUUUAAACUCAUUUUCCGAAAUUUCGUGUGAUCACUCAUGCUCGGUGUCAUUUCGCCUGAGUGAUUUCCGGAAACAAUUGUAAAUACGGUCCCUCUCUUGCCCUUUGACCAAAAAACUUGUCUAUUUAGAAUAGUUUUGAACAGCUUUUUUUUUUAAUAUAAAACGUGAAACGGCAAUCAGCUUAGAAAUAUUUCGCAUCUCGAUCAAAAGACUGUCGAUAAGUUGUUUCAAAAAUGACCCUGUACAUGUUAAUAUGAAGAAAGAAAACUCAAGAACGGACGAUAUUGAUCUCAUUUCAUACUUUUAUUAUUAUUUCUGGCUCCAACGAGUGUAUUUGUAAGGAAAAAGAGAAUAAAUGUAAUUUAUAUAUUUGA